AUGGAACUUGUUGAAAUAAUUGAAAAACCACGAGUAAGUAAUGUAUUUUUAAAAGAAGGCCCAAGAAGACCACAAAUAGGAUCUGUUGCAUUAAUAGGACAUCAUUUUAUUUUUAUUCCUAGUGAAUGUCGUAAGAAAGAAAAAAAAUAUAUUUUACCAGAAGAUGAUGAAUUAUGGUUACUUCAUCGUGCUAUUGAUAAAGUUGAGAUAAAAAAAUUUAAAUAUCGUAAAAAUAAUGGUCCUAUAGAGAUCGGUGGUUAUUUAUAUUUAAAAUGUAAAAAUUUUCUUAUUGUUGUUUUUCAAUUUUUUAACUAUGAUGAUUGUGCAUCUAUUGGAAGAAAUAUUGAAACAUUAUCUAACAUUACAGGAUUUACAUUAGAUUAUCCAUUUUAUUAUCAAUGCCCUUUUAAACCACUUGAUAAUGGUUGGACAUCAUUUUCUGUUGAUGAACAAUAUGCAAAAUUAAUACUUCAAAAUGGACAAAGAUGGCGAAUUAGUUCUGUUAAUGAAAAUUAUACAGUUUGCCCAACAUAUCCUGAAAAAAUUAUAGUUCCAGUUGGUAAUGGUGAUGAUUAUAUUAAAAUUUCAGCAACAUUUCGUGCUGAAUGUCGAUUUCCAAUAUUAGCAUAUUAUCAUCCAUCAACAAAUGCUUCUAUUAUUAGAUGUGGUCAACCAUUAGUUGGACCAACAAAUAGACGAUGUAAAGAGGAUGAGGUUAUUGUUAAUUCAUUUCUUGCACCAAACCAAAAAGGUAUUAUAUAUGAUACAAGACCUAAAACGAUAACAUUUUUUGCACAAGGUCUCGGGGGAGGAACAGAAUCAAAAUCUAAUUAUCCACGAUGGAGAUAUGUGAAUGGAAAAUUACCAAAAAUAAAAGAAAUUCAUGAUGCAUUAACAAAAACUAUUAAUUUAUGUAAUAAUACUAACAUAGGAAUAGAUAAAUGGUUUAAACAACUUCGUUCAGCAAGAUGGUUAGAGAUUGUAUUAGAAAGUCUUACAGCUGCGGCAACUGUUGCUCAAAUAGUAGACUGUGAAUGCAUGCCUGUUAUGGUACAUGGUGGUGAUGGUUUAGAUACAACACUUUUAGUUACCUCAGUCGCAAUAUUAUUAUUAGAUACUGAUUCUAGAACAAUAAGAGGAUUUGAAGCAUUAAUAGAACAUGAAUGGAUUAUGGCUGGGCAUCCAUUUUCAAUACGAUGUGCUCAUUCAGCAUAUAAUACUGGAAAUAUUACAGGAAAAUAUGAAUCACCUGUAUUUUUGUUAUUCUUAGAUUGUGUAUGGCAAAUAAUGAGACAAUAUCCUGCAUCAUUUGAAUUUAAUGAAGAUUUUUUACUUGUUAUAUUUGAACAUGCUUAUGCCUCUGAAUUUGGUUCCUUUUUAGGUAAUUGUGAAAGAGAAAAAAAAAUAAAUAGAGUUAAAGAAUUAACAACUUCAUUAUGGAGUUAUAUUAAUCAUCCUGAUAUAUUAGUAAAUUAUGUUUCUCCAUCUUAUGAACCUAAUACUGAAACAUUAUGGCCUUCUGUUGCACCACAAGUAAUUGUUUUUUGGGACCGUUUAUUUAAAAGAUGGCGACUUGAUUGGAAACAAAUUGAUCAAAUACAACAAAUAGUUAAAAAAGUUAAAAACACAAAAUUAGCAUUAAAUUGUGAAAAAAAUGAUAAUUUAAAUAAUGCAUAA
Messenger RNA from Strongyloides ratti, 1677 nucleotides. RefSeq names its product Myotubularin-like phosphatase domain-containing protein. Lineage: Eukaryota; Metazoa; Nematoda; Chromadorea; Rhabditida; Strongyloididae. The coding region runs from base 1 to 1677 and encodes 558 amino acids. Gene Ontology annotation, biological process: negative regulation of autophagy. The record is from RefSeq and is a predicted model, not a curated record. The transcript has 2 exons.